GCUGCGCUUGCUGCAGGAACCUGCCCGUUAAGAGCUACCUCCCCCCACCGCCACCGCCGAGUAGUGAGCCGCCGCCCGGCGCCGCCAUGGUGUCCUGGAUCAUCUCUCGCCUCGUGGUGCUGAUCUUCGGUACCUUGUACCCCGCGUACUCCUCCUACAAGGCCGUGAAGACGAAAAACGUGAAGGAAUACGUGAAGUGGAUGAUGUACUGGAUUGUGUUUGCCUUUUUCACCACCGCAGAGACACUUACAGACAUUGUUCUUUCUUGGUUUCCCUUUUAUUUCGAGCUGAAAAUCGCAUUUGUGAUUUGGCUGCUCUCCCCUUACACCAAGGGCUCCAGUGUCCUCUACAGGAAGUUUGUGCACCCAACGCUCUCCAAUAAGGAGAAGGAAAUUGAUGAAUACAUUACUCAGGCUCGUGACAAGAGCUAUGAAACCAUGAUGCGAGUUGGCAAGAGAGGGUUAAACUUUGCUGCCAAUGCAGCAGUUACUGCAGCUGCCAAGGGCCAGGGAGUUUUGUCAGAGAAGCUACGAAGUUUCAGCAUGCAGGAUCUCACUCUGAUCCGGGAUGAAGAUACUGUGCAUAUGCGAAGCCAUGAGCCACAGCUGCACCCCUCUGGUGGGGGUCUUCUUGAAACCAUUGAGGAUUCAGCUUCCUGUUACUCCUCGGGAGAGGAGAGCGGUGUGACACAGAGGUCUAACGGAACUCUGUCGGAGACUAGGACGGACCCAUCAGAUGAAGAUGCAGGAGACAAACUUCCUAAACGCACCCAGAGUCUCAAAACUCCUAAGAAGGUGUUGAAAACUGAGCUUCCAGUAAGAAGUGUGAAAGCCCGUCCUAAGAAGAAAGCUGCAGGCUCUCUUGCUUCUGGCGAGUCAUCCUAAGGAGACCUUCCCCUUCCCCAGCACCUGUCUGUGUCCCGGGAUUUGCCUGUCACUUUCGAGGGGAAACUCCCCAAAGGAAGGGAGCUGAGAUUCAUGUACAUAACAGAUACUGCUUUGUAGAGCUCAUUCCAAGGCAAGGGGGAGGCUGGGAUUCAGAAAAUGGAGUAGAGGAUACAUGUCCUCAGGAAUUUUCUCCUUUUCAUCUCUCUGUUGGAGGGAAUGCUGAUAUGUCUGUACAUAGCCUGUUGCUUUGGAAUUCCCACUGUAUAACCCUAGUUGGGGACAAUCUUUGCUGGAAGAACUGACUAGGGUUAGAGACAUCCAUUGCACAGAAGCUGGAACAAUAUUAGAUACUGGAGUUCCACAGGGGUGGGUGGCUCCCUAAAAUGUCUUACCUUGCUCUGGGUAUUCUUCUGCAGCUGUGUGUUGUUAAGAAGUGCCCACCAUGAUUCAUCCUCCUUAAGAAUGGACCAUACCUGUCAUGUCCAUCCCCUUUGAGAAGGUGACUGAAAUAAUGUAUGCUGUGUGCUUUUGAACAUAAAGGACUAGCUCAUGGGAAUAUGCUGGAUUCCCAUUACUAGUACUGGAAGAUGAAGAGAUUGGGGUUUAUGUCUUCUGGAAGGUGAUGAUUGAAAAACUGAGUAAUGAAGAAAAUGCACUGUUAUGUGCAUGUGUAAUGAAGUAGAUACAGGUAUCUGCAAGAGUUAACCAUUAAAAAGGAAAGUUUGGUAUCUGGGAGGUUUUGGCUUAUUUUGAAGCUGCUUGAAUUUUAUUUUGGGUUCUGUUGUUCUAUUUGAAUCCUCUGAGAGCAUCAGAGUGAGAUGAGUGCCAUGUAGUGGGAAAAGUUGGCAAGGAGACUGUUGCUUUGCUGUUUAGUGAUUGAACUCCAUGUCAUCCUGAUGCUUAUUAUCGUGCACAGAUUCUUCCGUUGUAGCAGAUGACAGGGCAAAACCUGGCUCAAUAUAAUCUUCAGGCAUACUUGAGAAUUUUAGAAGCCUUUAUCACUCAAUUUUAGGAGAUCCAGUCCUCAGACCACGAGAACUGAUGAAUAGCUGUUAUACAAAUUCCACUAAUCCAGCAUUCCAUUUAUGGAAGAAUAAAAGGCAGGGAGUAUUGUGAUACUGUGAUUCAUCAGUCCUCUUGCUUUAUCCU
Dryobates pubescens (Downy woodpecker) is the source of this 2036-nucleotide messenger RNA. It is a transcript of the gene REEP2, whose product is annotated as receptor accessory protein 2. Gene Ontology annotation, biological process: endoplasmic reticulum tubular network organization. Gene Ontology annotation, cellular component: endoplasmic reticulum membrane; endoplasmic reticulum tubular network; cytoplasmic microtubule. The record is from RefSeq and is a predicted model, not a curated record. The transcript has 8 exons. NCBI's taxonomy places the organism in Eukaryota, Metazoa, Chordata, Aves, Piciformes, Picidae. Gene Ontology annotation, molecular function: taste receptor binding; microtubule binding. The coding region runs from base 87 to 884 and encodes 265 amino acids.